Paraphaeosphaeria sporulosa is the source of this 1347-nucleotide messenger RNA. RefSeq lists its product as uncharacterized. The record is from RefSeq and is a predicted model, not a curated record. The transcript is spliced from 4 exons. Lineage: Eukaryota; Fungi; Ascomycota; Dothideomycetes; Pleosporales; Didymosphaeriaceae. The coding region runs from base 1 to 1347 and encodes 448 amino acids.
AUGGGGUCCUUAUGGCGAACGUUGAUUUAUAUCUACCUGCUGGGGUUUGUGUGGGCUGCAGUAGCCCAGUCCGCACUUCCUGAGUGCGCACAAACAUGCCUUCUUAUGGCGUUCGGCACGAACACUUGCACAGUAACUGACCUGGACUGCAUCUGCACAAAUGAUGUUUUCCAGAGCAACGUUACACUCUGUGUAGCGAGUAGCUGCGCGAUUCCAGAUCAACUAGCGACCAAGAACAGCAGCUUAACCACCUGCGGAGCUCCCGUUCAAGAUCGUGGCCCCAAUUACGUCGCCUUGUCGAACACAAUGUUCUCGAUUUCCGCCGGUUUCGUCGUCGUCCGAAUUGCAUUCAAGGUCCUAGUGUCGAGGGUCGAUAUUGGCAUGGAUGACUGGACCGUGGUGGCUACUACGAUAAUUUCUAUACCUAGUGCGAUUGUAACGGUCUACGGAACUGUCGCUAACGGUUUGGGGCAACACAUCUGGACACUGAAACCGAACGAGAUUACGUCCAUGCUAAAGUACUUUUAUGUCAUGGCCAUACUAUACUUCACGCAGACUGCGCUCUUGAAGCUCUGCUUGGUAUUCUUCUACAUUCGCGUCUUUCCUACCCAAGGCGUCCAGCGCUUGCUAUGGGCCACGGUAAUCUUCGUAGUCGUGUGGGGCAUGGCCUUCGUCCUUGCCGGAAUAUUCCAAUGCACACCCGUGCAUUACUUCUGGAACAAAUGGGACGGGCUCCAUCAAGGGCAUUGCGUCGACAUCAACGCGAUCACGGUCACCCACGCUGCUAUCAGCAUUUCCUUGGACGUCUGGAUCCUCGCAAUCCCCAUGUGGCAAUUGCGAGGACUGAGGAUGCAUUGGAAGAAGAAAGUGGGCGUCGGACUGAUGUUCUGCGUCGGUACUUUUGUCACCAUAGUUAGUAUUCUGCGAUUGCGCGCCUUGAUGGAUUUUGUGGUUUCCUCCGACGCGAGUUGGGAGUUCUACAAUGUGUCGGUUUGGAGUACGAUCGAGAUAUGUACAGGCAUCAUUUGCUCUUGCCUCCCGACUGUACGCCAGCUUCUCGCCAAGCUGUUCCCCAUCAUCCAGGGUUCCUCUGCUCGCAGUCGGAACAAGUACUACAAUUACAACAGGAGCGAGGAGCUCCAGAAGAUUGGUCGGAGCAAUACUUCUCAUGAUGUCCGCAUCGCGACCAUAGCUUCUUCGGGUGAUAAUGGAUCAGCAGAAUUUAAGGACGACAGGGGAAUCGUGGUGGAAACAUCGUACACGAUCAAACGCACCCAAGGUGAUAUGGAUGAAAUCAGUCUGGUGUCGCACGACGACAAGAAAGCCAAGGGAGGCCGCGCCGUGUAG